Messenger RNA from Ruditapes philippinarum (Manila clam), 3717 nucleotides. Its product is annotated as dual serine/threonine and tyrosine protein kinase-like. Gene Ontology annotation, biological process: protein phosphorylation. The transcript is spliced from 14 exons. Gene Ontology annotation, molecular function: protein kinase activity; ATP binding. Bases 119 to 3205 code for a protein of 1028 amino acids. The record is from RefSeq and is a predicted model, not a curated record. Lineage: Eukaryota; Metazoa; Mollusca; Bivalvia; Venerida; Veneridae.
ACAAGAGUUGCGUCCCUUCGAAGGCGGAAGUGAUACAAGAAAAACGACAAAAGUUGGGAAUUUUCAGAUGGACUUCAACCUUUCCAUGACUUACUAAAGAAAUGACAACUUCUUUACAAUGCCGUCUACAUUAGUUUCGGGGAUAAAGCGUUACUGUAACCAUUCUAAAAGGUUGCAAGCCAUUCUUGAAGAAACAAAACGAUGUUUUGAUGACAUUAAUGAAAGUGGCAAAAACGAAAAUGGUCCACUUUUGCCACUUGAGGUUCUCCAUGAGGAGGAGGAAGAAAUCCUGUCUACAGCUGACAAACUUCCAGGCAUUGUCGUUCUCGGACAGAAUGAGUAUUGCAAGUCUCGAAUAGUGAAUGAAUUAUUUCAGAGAACUAUAUUCCCAACUUUUGAUUCUAAUGACAAUGAUAACCGGUAUCGCACCGUUAGAUUUAAGUAUGGGGAAAAUCUCUGUAUAAAUCUAGAGCUACCUGAUGAUGAGUAUGCUCUUGCAGAAAACUUAGAAGCAUACAAAGGACCCUGGAAUACCAUUCCACAUAAAGAUCUUGAGAUCUCAGUUAAUGACAAAUCUGAUUCUGCAAUGGGAUCGGCUGUACUAGAGGUUAAAUUCAAUCAUCAGUUGUUGAGGUAUGGAUGUACUUUGGUGGUGGCCGCAUCAAAUAUAUCAUUUGAGGAGGAGCUUAAACGAUGCACUGAAAACAUAGCACCAGUUAUAAUCUAUGCAUUUCACACAGAAUCAUUUUCUACCAAGGAGAUUCAAGACUUAGAGUUACUGAAGGAGAUUACCAAUUUUCAGCCCAUCUGCUUCGUACAUGUACCAGAUCCAUACGUGAUGCCGCAUAUUGUAGCUGGAAAUCCAUUCUGUGGUGUUGUUCACAGUCAAAAACUUCCAGGAGAUGGUCACUCAUCGCAGAAUAAUUCUGUGUUAUCCACAGUGGAGAACAAUAAUAACACAGUGACAGAAAAUGCACAAGCAAAUAGUGACAGUGCAAAAUCGAACGAUAAAUGUGAUAAAUCAGGCAUUCAAAAUGCUGGCGAUCACAGUCCCAGAAAUGAUAACAAUUUUGAAACUGGCAAAUCUGAUAUAGAUAAGAUAAAUGCCAACAAAUCAUCAACACCAAGUAGCGAGCCCUCGUCCACACCAACAGUUACCUCCCCUAGUCACAGAAUGGGUAAAGUGUUUGCUACGUCAAUACCUCCGCCUAUCUGUCAAAAGAUAUUCAUGGAACUUUGUAAGGUUGGAUAUCUUACAGAAACACCAGGUGUAAGAAAUAUCAGUCGAAAUAUGCUGGAAGACUAUUUUGAGGUAGAUAGUAUAUUAAUAACAGACUUAAAACAGUUCCAAGAUUCUUUCUCAAAUUUUUCCGAACUUACAAUGCAGCGUUUCUUAGUGAACGCAGUGACUGUGUUAAACAAUACUCAUAUACGAUGUCUCAAUACUUUCAUAAUCUGUGCGUUUGACAUGGCGAGGGAAGUGCUAAUCACACCAAAGAAAAUUGAAUUCGCUCGGGAAAAAGAAGAGGAAUUGUUCAAAUCGUUAAUGAAAAUUGCGAUUGAGAAAGGUGAUGAGAUUAAGGACAUGAUCGAACGAACUGUUCAAGACAGUAAAUCAAGUCUGGUUCAAAAGGCAUAUGAUUAUGACUUUAUUGGUGUUGACUUUACGGAAAAAGGAGAGAUUCUGACCCAUAAAGGUCUGAAAAUCUGUACCGGACAGAUCCAGGAGCUUGUGCUUGGUGGACUGAACCAGGCUGUUGCUGGGAAGCUGGUCAAUUCUGUGGACAUCAUGAGAGAUUCAUACACAGGUACAUUGACAAGAUGUUUAGAAAGUUUGGAGAAGGUAGAAAUAGAAAACCCAGGCAACAGUACCACCACAGAGGCUUUGAAACAGGUAAUAAAUAAGGCAGAUUUGAAUCCAUCCACACAGAUGCUAUUGACGGCUUACAGGCUGGAAAUUAAUCUAGAUAUAUCUCUUGGGUUUGGUUUUCGCAAGAAAAUGAAAAAGUUAGUUCAAGCUAUGCCAUGGAGUCAGAGCCCCAAGAUUGAUGAUGAGUGGAAGACAAAAGUUGCCUCUGACAUGUUAGCCAGUCUCAGUGCUGCUAGGUUAGCCAAAAGUAUAUCUUCUCAGAUCAAGGACCGCCUGAACAAAUCUCAUGAGGCAUUCUUGUCAGCAUUAAAACAACUAGAAAUGAAGCAUUGUGGGAGACUGGACAAGAUUGAAGAGGAGAGACUCAAACUUAGGAAGGUUCAUGCUCCACGAGUUGCUAAGGUUGCUCUCGAGAGCACAUCUCUAAAAGAUCUCAUUUUACAUGGUAUGCCUCAGAUGGGUAAAGAGAUUGGGCGGGGCCAGUAUGGAGUGGUAUAUGCAUGUGAUAGAUGGGCAGGCCACACCCCUUGUGCCAUAAAGUCUGUGGUCCCACCUGAUGACAAACAUUGGAAUGAUCUUGCCUUGGAAUUCUUUUAUACAAAGAAUAUACCUGAUCAUGACCGCGUGGUAAUGUUACGGGGGUCGAUUAUAGAUUACACAUACGGAGGGGGGACAACUCCAGCUGUGUUACUGGUCAUGGAUAGACUUCAACGAGAUUUGUAUACGGCAAUAAAACAACACCUUGAUUGGGUGGGCAGGUUACAAGUGUCUAUAGACGUGGUUGAAGGAAUAAGGUUUUUACACAGUCAGGGUCUAGUACACAGGGAUAUCAAAUUGAAAAAUGUCUUGCUUGACUCCCAAAACAGAGGUAAAAUAACAGAUCUAGGUUUCUGUAAACCGGAGGCCAUGAUGAGUGGUAGCAUAGUAGGUACACCUAUCCACAUGGCACCAGAACUGUUUACAGGCCGGUAUGACAGCAGUGUUGACGUGUACGCGUUCGGUAUAUUGUUCUGGUAUAUUUGUGCCGGAAGUGUACGCCUUCCACAAAAUUUUGAACAAUGUGCCAACAAGGACCAGCUUUGGACAAAUGUUAAACGAGGUUUACGACCGGAAAGUCUUCCGGUCUUUGAUGAUGAAUGCUGGGACUUAAUGACAGAGUGCUGGGAAUGCGAGCCAGUCAAGCGCCCUCUACUGGGUGACGUUCAACAGAGGCUGAUAAAAAUAUACGAAAGGUAUCGUAACAAGCCUGGUGGCCCGGUUAAAACAGCCAAAGAUUCCGCAUCAGUCAAAAUUAGUAAAUUAAAAUACAAGACCAAAACAUCAGACAAAAAAUAAACUGUGAUUGUCAUUUAGUUCGGAAACACAUUUUUACAGCUUUGAAGUUAUUAGUUAUUUUCUAGAUACUUUUACCACUUGGUUUGUAUUGAGGUAUGUUUGUUAAUUUUAUGUAGAGUUUUUGUUGCAUAUAAAUUUUGGGAGGUCAUCUUAGUUACGUGGGUUGCAACCAUCAGGUCUCAUCUAAUUUGGUUCCUUCAUGAAUGCUUGUGAUUCUUCACUUUUUAUUUUAUUGCACAUUUUCAUAUUCAUACUAUGUAUGUAGGUGAAUAGUAUUUGGUUAACUGUGACAAGAUCAUUCAAUCAUUCUGAUUUCAAGCUUAGAGGAAGCUGCCUUGCUAGCUUACUUAACACCAAGGUCAGAGAUUAUUGAGAAAAAAAAUCAAACUCCGAGCUCAGGCAUCUGUUUGGUCAAAAACUUGCAAAAAAUUUACACUGAAGAAUGAAAAUCCAGAGAAUCAAGAAAAAAAUCAGAGAAAAAGUUUAAAAAAUCUCUAGACCUGAUUAUAUGA